Messenger RNA from Prorocentrum cordatum, 4560 nucleotides. The record is from the annotation of a GenBank genome assembly. NCBI's taxonomy places the organism in Eukaryota, Dinophyceae, Prorocentrales, Prorocentraceae.
AUGGCAGCAUGGGGCUGGCCGCGCUCGAACAACGGAUGCUGGUCCUGCAGCUGUGGCGUGGCGGACAACUACGUUACGCGCAAGAAGUAUCGGGGAUGUGGGGCCCAGGCACAACGUAAAGGAUCAACAUGCAAGGACGUCAAAGAGCAGACGUACAAGGACGUGCUGUUGGGCCCGUCGAAGCGAGAGGCAGCGCUGCAGAAGCAGGUGGACACCAUGCGGGCGCAGCUUCAGGACCUCAAGAAGCAGCAGCACGCCACCCACGAGGAUGAAGACGACGAGAAGCCAGUGGAUCUGGACAAGCUCUACAGGUGGGCGCAGUCGUGCAGAUCCGAGUGGGGAGACCAGUCCACGGAGUACCAGCAGGCGCAUGAGCGCAACAUGCGGGCCAAGGACGCCAAGCAUAGAACGAAGCCGCACUCGGUCCAGCUCACCAAGGCACGGGUUGCCAGGGAGAAGCUCGAGAAGGAAGAGGCGGCCAUCUAUGGCGAGGUCAAGCGGCAUCAGAAGGCGAUGCAGGACGCGCAGGAGAAGCUCGCCAAGAAGAGGGAGCAGCUCGAGGUCGCAAAGGCCAAGGAGUCGGAGCUCAAGGUGCAGGACGUCACCAUCAAGGGAAGCGGCAUCAGCAACGAGGAGUACGAACACGUGUUCGCAGCACUCGCCAGGGUGCUGGGCAACGUCAGGGAGGAGCCCAAGGAAGACAAGGACGGCAUGGACACUGAAGAGGCUGGAGUGGGCAAGCAGGACGCGAGCAGGGACCUCAGCUGUCGCCAGAAGAACAAGAGUGGCUACACGCAGGUGGGGCGCCUGAGGCAACGCCAGAACAAGUUCGAGAGCAUCACCCUGUGGACGUUUAACGGCUCGGGGUGGGGUACCCUCAAAGAGAGGAUCGAGCACGCAGAAGGGGGCCUGCUGCAGUGCUACGCAGUGCAAGAGCAUCGCCUCACGGGCGACAGGAUCGCGGUCGUGUCGCAGAGCAUGAAGGCGAAGGGGUGCCAGUUCGGCGGGGCCGAAGCGAACCCGACGAUAGGCCCAGGUGGAGAAGCAGGCACUUCGGCGGGUGUGGCAGUCGUGGUGCCCAGGUGCAUCGGCAUGACGUACAUGUUCGGCAAGGAGAAGUGGGACUUGUCACCGCGGAACAGCCCAGGGAGGGCUGCAGCGGCAUGGCUAUCGGUCGGCAAGGGAAUCAUCUACGCGACGGUCUACCUGUGGACGGCAGAGGGGAUGCCGUUCAGGAACACGGAGAUCACCAACAAGGUGAUAUGCCAAGUGGAAGCGUUCGGCAUGCCGUGGGUAAUCGGGUGCGAUUUCCAAGUGGCGCCUGAGAAGAUGACGGAGGUGGAGAGCGUCAAGAUGGCCAAGGCGCGGGUAGUCGCGUCAGGGGCCAGCUGUGGAACGUGCAGACAUGCGUACGGCGUGAGCGAGAUCGACUACUUCAUCGUGGCGGACAGCCUCGUUAGCCAGGUGAUGUAUGUCAGAGUGCAGGAGGAGUGGCCGUCGGCGCCCCACAAGCCAGUGGGGUUAACACUCAGGCUCAAGGCGCAGGAGCGAAUGGUCAGGGUAUUGGAGAAGCCAAAGAAGCUGCCAGAGCUGGGCAUGAGAUGCAUACCAGCGCCGCCGCAGUAUCGAGAAAUCGCGUGCUUCAGGUCGCAGGAGGUGGCCAACCAGGAGUGGAGGCAGUACAUGCAGACGUUGGAGCAGGAGGCCUUCGCAGCACGAGGACUCGAAUGGGCACCCGACCACCCUGCAGCAGGGCGAGCCGAGGAGCCGACAUGGAGGAUCAAGCCGCUAAGUUUCGGUGGUGCCAAUGCGCCGCCAGCCGCCAGGGAAGCAGUUUGGUGGAGGUGGCUCGCGAGAGCGCUACAGAGCUUGCAAGGGGCAUACACGAGGCUCAAGACGGCGAGAAAUGGCGACAAUCAAAGGCGCCGGCAGAAGGAGGCAAUUGCGCAGGAGCACCAGUUCAUCAUCACGCAUCGGAGGACCAAGCACCUCAAUACAAAGGAGCAGGGGAGGUGGCAGGCCAGGUGCGGGCUGCUGGCGGCUGGGCUACUCCGAGGGGCGCAUCAGGAAGCAAAGUUGCAGCAACGGGUGCAGGAGAGCCAGGGCAAGAUGAAUGAGUACGACCAGCAGCUGCUCAAGGAGAGGCGAGCACGCUGGGCAGACAGGUUGCAGGAGGCGGCAGCAGGAGCAGCAGGUGGUCUACACAAGUUGAGCAAGGCUGCACCAGUAUGGAGACCGCGUAGGGCAGGCUCCAUGGAGGACUCGGCGGACCCCAUCGAGGCAGCUGAGUACACCCUCAACGAGUGGAAAGUGGUCUGGAGGGUCGGCGAGCAGAUCCAGAAGGUGCAGCGGCCGUGGGAGCGCGAAGAGCGUGACAAGCUCGAGCCCUUCACAGACCAGGUCGUCGACAAGCUUAAGGAGGUAGCGCGCACCUUCAGGAAAAAGACGGGGGUCGGAGUAGACAGGUGGCACCCCUCUAUGCUGCAGGGUGCGUCGGACGAGGCCUACGUCAAGCUGUUGGACUUCUACAUGGAGGUGGGGCGGACGCUGCGCUGGCCCAUCCACAUGGGUACUGUGUUAUUCUUCAUGAUCCCGAAGACCUACACCACGGACAGGGCCAUCGGGCUUCUGCCCACAGCCUUCAGGGUGUGGGAGAUUAUGCGAGAGCCGUACAUGGUCGAGUGGGCCAAGAAGAACUACCGGAGCUGGGAUUGCACGAGCUACGGUAAGGCGGCGGAGGACGCGGCCUGGGAGGUGUUGCUCAGCCACGAGAUGGACGAUGUCGAGGAGCAGAGCGAGGAGACGCAGGCGACGGUCACGGCCGUUUUGGACUUGGUAAAGGCUUUUGAGAAGGUCAGCUUGCACGUGUUUUGGGAAGCAGGAAAGCAGCUCAAGUUCAACACAGGGGUGCUGGCGGUGGUGUGCUCAUACUUCGCCAUGACCAGGCGCCUCAUCGUCUGGGACUCAGUGUCCAGUGAGACAGAAACGGUCACCACCAUCAUCGCGUGUAGCAAGUUCUCGGUAUGUUUCCUGAAGAUGGUCAUACAAUCCACGGUGGAUGGCCUGGUGGUCGAAAGACCGAGAGCGCGCUGGAGGACGUACGUGGACGACUUGUGCGUACGGUUGCGACAGCAGCAUAGGCACGUGGUCACGGAGUUCGGAGAGACGAUUGACAGUUGCUUCCGAGGAUUCGAGGGGCUAGGCCUGAAGUUCUCCGUGGGCAGCAAGGGCAAAGGUGCAGUGAUGGCGAGCACCAAGUGGGCGCGAAGGGCCGUGGCAGGGCCGAUGCAGGAGCGAGGCCUGCCAGUGGUGAAGGCAUGUCCAUACUUGGGGGUCGACAUCGUCACGCACGGCACGGCGGUGAAGACCAAGAGCGGCAAAAGGCACGCUGUCAUGAAGGUCAGGAGUCGCAGGUUGCUCGCUCUAAAGGGCGGGCGAAAAAUGGCCAAGGGUGUUGGCUUGGUGUACAAGUGUGGCCUGAAGCGCUCGAUUAUGUAUGGGUGCAAGUGCUUGGGCAUGCCAGACCGCCAGCUUCGACAGCUACGGCGAGAGGAGGGCUUCGUGCUGAACAUGCAGGAGGUGUGCCCCAUGGACAUCGCGGCGAUGGUGCGCAAGGACGUGCCGGCAACCCUCUGGGAGGAGUGGGCGCAGGCGGAGGAGUUCAAGACCCUGAGCCCAAUGCCGUUUCUGGCGCCAGCAGUCGCGCAGCUAGGUGCACGUGAUUUCCCGAAGCAUGCAAGGAAUGCGGCGAAGAAGGUCUUUGUCGGAGGUGCGUGGACUAUGGAGAAGCUGUGCAGGUGCAACAUCGUACCCACGGACAUUUGCAUGGCAUGUGGAGAGGCGGUGGGCACCGAGCACCACCGGUACUACAAGUGCCAUGUGCUCAGGAGCCAGAGGUUGCAGGCGCAGGCGGGCUGGCAGCACGUGGCGGAGCAGCAGGACACCAACAUGCCGUGGACGCGCGGGCUGGUGAGGUCGCCAGAGGCGGACUGGAAGUUCGUGGGAAUCGAGGAGGACCAGUACUACGGACAAGUGGUCGAAGGCGAGGAGGACUACUUCACAGGCGACAUCGUGUGCGACGGCUCGAAGCUCGGGCACAGCAACUGGGCGCAGACGGGCUGGGCAGCGAUGUCCCUCAACGACAACGGCACCGCGAAGAUGCAGAUGUGGGGUCCGCUGCCGUGCUCGCUACCGAUCCACAGGAGGGUUAAGAGAGCCGAGAUGUGGGCCUUCCUCAAGGUGCUGGAGAGGAUGCUGCCGCCAGGACACGUCUUCACGGACCACAAAGGCAUCGUGGAGGGCUUGCAGAGAGGAGAGCGGUGGUGCACGAGCUGGAAGCGCCCACACGCAGACCUGUGGCGAAGGAUCUGGCAUAAGGUGAAGGACAUGGACCUGGACAUUCAUUGCGUGAAGCACGUAAAGGCCCACAGGUCCAAGAGCAGGAUCGGGCAGCUCGAGGGUGAGGACCUGAAGAUUGCGAAAGGCAACAGCGAGGUGGACCUGCUGGCAAAGGUGGGCGCGGGGAUGGACGCACACUACGGCAAGCACCAAGCGCUGGAG